AUGCCUGAAGAAACACGAGACAACUUACCUCAUGAAUUUAUACCGGCAGCAUUUUUACCAAUGUGUGGAGGCUGGAGUCAGAAUUCGACCCUUCUGCAAGGAAUUCCUCGACAACUUUCCCAGUUUGCUGAAAUCAUCAUCUUUACAGCCAGCAGUGCCUCCUAUGCUGAUGUUGUGCUGGACUACCUUGACCCAGAAAAGAAACUCAUCUCGCAUCGGCUCUAUAGGCAGCAUUGCACCUUGGAAAAGGGAUAUUUCCUAAAGGAUUUGCGAGUGGUCAAUAGGAGGCUGGAAGACUCAGUCUUAGUGGAUAACUCUCCCUACUGCCACAUAUUGCAGCCUGAGAACGCCAUCCCUAUCGUUCCUUUUUACCACUUCGCCAAGGACAGAGAGCUGGAAACUUUGUUGGAGUUUUUGAAGAGCGUCACUGCUGCAGCUGAUACGAGGACUGUCAUUGCGCAGACAUACUUCUGGGAUAGAUAUAUCAAAGAGCCUGGAGAUCCCCGCAAACUCUUCUUCAAGUAUUACCAAAAGGAAAAGGAUCCAAAGGAAUGA
Messenger RNA from Nymphaea colorata (pocket water lily), 555 nucleotides. RefSeq lists its product as uncharacterized. NCBI's taxonomy places the organism in Eukaryota, Viridiplantae, Streptophyta, Magnoliopsida, Nymphaeales, Nymphaeaceae. The record is from RefSeq and is a predicted model, not a curated record. The transcript has 2 exons. Gene Ontology annotation, molecular function: phosphoprotein phosphatase activity. Bases 1 to 555 code for a protein of 184 amino acids.